ACACAAAGAUGAAGACCACACACUCUUGGGUGACUCUUCCCAACUAUACCUUCUCUCUCAGGCUAGCUAAUUUUUCUCUUCCAACAAUGGAGGAAGAUAAACAAAACCAGGUAGCUAGAAUUCAAGAUUUUGAUCCACCAAAGAAGCCAAAAACAAACAAAUAUGCAAUAGCUUGUACUUUUCUAGCUUCAUUGUCAUCCAUCUUGCUUGGUUAUGAUAUUGGUGUAAUGAGUGGAGCAAUUAUCUAUAUUAAGAAAGAUCUCCAUAUUACUGAUGUCCAAGUAGAGAUUCUAGUCGGAAUCCUCAAUGUUUACUCUCUCUUUGGUUCCGCCGCCGCCGGUCGGACCUCUGAUUGGAUUGGCCGCCGGUAUACUAUGGUGGUGGCUGCCGGAAUCUUUUUCGCCGGAGCUCUCUUGAUGGGUUUUGCUACAACUUAUGCCUUUCUCAUGUUUGGUCGAUUCGUCGCUGGAGUCGGAGUCGGGUAUGCUCUCAUGGUUGCCCCGGUUUACACAGCUGAAGUCUCGCCGGCGUCAUCUCGCGGUUUUCUUACUUCCUUCCCCGAAGUUUUCAUUAAUUUCGGUAUAUUGAUGGGAUAUGUAUCUAAUGUGGCGUUCUCCAAACUUCCAACUCACCUGAGUUGGCGAUUUAUGCUCGGAAUCGGAGCAGUCCCAUCUGUAUUCUUGGCCGUUAGUGUUCUGGCUAUGCCGGAGUCACCGCGUUGGUUAGUUAUGCAAGGUCGACUCGGCGAUGCACGGCGAGUUCUCAACAAAACAUCCGAUUCCUUACAAGAAGCUCAAUUGAGACUCGCCGAUAUCAAACAAGCCGCCGGCAUACCGGAGAACUGCAACGACGACAUUGUCGAAGUACCGAAACGCGCAAAUGGAGACAACGUAUGGAAGGAAUUGAUCUUCUCCCCGACGCCGGCCAUCCGACACAUUUUAAUCACCGGCGUUGGAAUCCAUUUUUUUCAGCAAGCAAGUGGAAUCGACGCCGUCGUUUUGUACAGCCCGAAGAUUUUUGAAAAAGCCGGGAUCAAGUCCGAUCACGACAGGUUGCUCUGCACCGUCGCCGUCGGAGUAGUCAAAACGUUGUUCAUUCUAGUAGCCACAUUUAUGCUCGACAGAUCCGGUCGCCGGCCGUUGUUAUUAACCAGUGUCGGCGGAAUGGUGGCGUCGUUGGUGCUUCUCGCCACCGGCCUCACAAUUAUCGACCACUCAGAACAGAAAUUAGUUUGGGCAAUAGCACUUUGCAUAUCAAUGGUGUUAGCUUACGUGGCGCUCUUCUCUAUCGGUAUGGGUCCGAUAACGUGGGUUUACAGUUCGGAGAUAUUUCCGUUGACGCUCCGGGCAACUGGAUGCAGCAUAGGGGUAGCAGUGAACAGAGUAACAAGUGGAGUAGUGUCAAUGACGUUUUUGUCCCUCCAAAAGGCGAUAACUAUCGGAGCGGCGUUCUUCUUGUACGCCGCAUUAGCGGCGGUGGCGUGGGUGUUUUUCUACACAUUGAUGCCGGAAACUCAAGGGAAGACUCUAGAAGAAAUGGAAACAUUGUUUGGAACUUUUUGGAACUGGAGAGAGAGAGGGAGAGAACUGAAAGAAUUAAAGAAGACGGAGAAAAACAGUAACGAUAACGGCCAGAUUCAGAUGGGUACUAAUAAUCCAGCUAUGCAAAAUUUUAUGAUGGUAUCCGCACAACCAAACAUAGUUGUGUGAUUGUUUGAGACUUUGGAUAAUAGACAAAUAACAAUAUAUGAAAGGAGACAACAAUUUCCUAAUUUUGUACAUACUACUACUUCAAUAUGUUGUGACUUUUGAUAAUUUGGAUAAAAACUACUACAUGUACGAUACAUGACAAAUAUUUAUCAAAACCAAUA
Molecule: messenger RNA, 1870 nt
Organism: Solanum tuberosum (potato)
Lineage: Eukaryota; Viridiplantae; Streptophyta; Magnoliopsida; Solanales; Solanaceae
Product: polyol transporter 5-like
Exons: 3
Coding region: 9-1709 (566 amino acids)
Biological process (GO): transmembrane transport
Cellular component (GO): membrane
Molecular function (GO): carbohydrate:proton symporter activity
Source: RefSeq, a predicted model, not a curated record